This is a messenger RNA of Lolium rigidum, 1495 nucleotides long. Its product is annotated as putative serpin-Z5. NCBI's taxonomy places the organism in Eukaryota, Viridiplantae, Streptophyta, Magnoliopsida, Poales, Poaceae. The transcript has 2 exons. The record is from RefSeq and is a predicted model, not a curated record. Gene Ontology annotation, molecular function: serine-type endopeptidase inhibitor activity. The coding region runs from base 1 to 1308 and encodes 435 amino acids.
AUGGAAGCCCUGAAGGCGCUCGCCGUCCGCCGCCUUCCGAAACUAUGCCGAUCGAUCUCGACGGAAGCCGCCGCGGCCGAUCUUCCUGCCCGGUCACCGAGCUGCCGCUCCGGCCAGCAGGCGUUCGCUCUAGCGCUCAACAAGCGCCUCGCGGACGACGCUGCCAGGAGAAACGCCAACCUCAUCUUCUCGCCGGCGUCCGUCUACGCGGCGCUAUCGCUAGUGGCGGCCGGCGCCCGAGAGCGCACCCUCUCGGAGCUGCUCGGCGUCCUCGGCGCGCCUUCGCGGGACGACCUCGCUCGGUCAGUCCGCGUGCUGACGGAGCAGUCCCUGGCCGACCAGUCACGGAUGGGCGGGCCGCGCAUCAACUUCUCCUGCGAUGUGUGGCAUGACAGGACGAGGACUCUCAAGCCCGCCUACAUCAACGCCGCCGUCGAGUCGUACAAGGCACAGACCGGCGCCGUAGACUUCCACGACAAGCCGGAGGAAGCAGCGGCUCAAAUCAACGCAUGGGCGGCAGCAUCCACAAACAAUCUCAUCGACAAAAUCAUCGAUGCGAGUAGACUGUCCGAUCUGACCGACCUCGUGGUUGCCAACGCCAUCUACUUCAAGGGCAAGUGGCAAGAGCCUUUCGACAAGAAGAAGACCAAGGACGACAAGUUCCACCGCCUCGACGGCAGCACCGUCGACGUGCCCUUCAUGCGAGAUUCGCGCAGGCAGCGCAUCGCCUGCCAUGACGGGUUCAAGGUGCUCCAGCUCCAUUACCAGGAAGGCUGGCCCCAGCCACGGGGGAUCUACUCCAUGUGCGUCUUCCUCCCCGACGCCCGCGACGGCCUGGCGCAGCUGACCGACAGGAUCACCUGCGACCCCGACUUUGUAAGCAAGCACCUACCCACGGAGACCGUCAGUGUCGGCGAGUUCCGUCUACCCAAGUUCAAGCUCGACUUCUCCGCUGGCUUGAACGGCGUUCUCCGGGACCUAGGAAUCAACGAGGCUUUCCACCUCAAGAAGGCCGACUUCUCUGACAUGGUGGAAGAUGACGGCCGCGGUGUCAGCCUGCCGCUCGAGGAAAUAUCGCACAGGGCUAUCAUCGAGGUGAACGAGGAAGGCACUGAGGCAACCGCUGCUACCUCUUUGCGGAUGCGUGGGCGUUCUAUACAAAAACCCGUGCUUGUAGACUUCGUCGCUGAUCAUCCAUUUGCCUUCUUUGUGAUGGAGAAGUUGUCCGGUGCAAUCAUGUUCGCAGGGCACGUCCUUGACCCCUCGACCUCCUUGAUGAAGCGACAUAAGAUCGACGACCAAGCAUGAAUGCUUAUUUGCAUACUACUAGGAUCAAGCAGCAUCUACGAUAUUUUAUUGAGAACAUAUAUCUCCAGACUAGGGUCACUUUAAUGUUUUUGCUAGAAUUGUUAUGCAUACUUGUUUCGUAUCCAUAUAUAGGAUUACAUACACAACUACUUAUUGAGUAUACAUUUGACAACCGUCACUUUGCUUU